This is a messenger RNA of Dicentrarchus labrax (European seabass), 2496 nucleotides long. RefSeq names its product hypermethylated in cancer 2 (gene hic2). The transcript has 3 exons. The record is from RefSeq and is a predicted model, not a curated record. Gene Ontology annotation, biological process: regulation of transcription by RNA polymerase II. The coding region runs from base 91 to 1524 and encodes 477 amino acids. Gene Ontology annotation, cellular component: nucleus. NCBI's taxonomy places the organism in Eukaryota, Metazoa, Chordata, Actinopteri, Moronidae. Gene Ontology annotation, molecular function: DNA-binding transcription factor activity, RNA polymerase II-specific; RNA polymerase II cis-regulatory region sequence-specific DNA binding; protein binding.
UGCUGUCUCACUGCUGCUGUCUCACUGUGGCUCUCUCCUGGGCUGCACAUCAGCACCUGCUGACUCCUGGACUGUAACCCAGUCUUCGAGAUGGAGCGGCCGUCUUACACUGAACAGCUUUUGCUGCAGCUGAACCAGCAACGAUCCAAAGGACACUGGUGUGACGUGAUCAUCGUGGUAGAAAACGUUCUCUUCAGAGCCCACAAGAACGUCCUGGCAGCCUGCAGCAGCUACUUCAAAUGCCUCGUGCUGCACGACAACCUCAUCACCCUGAACGCCGCCGUGGUGAAUCCUUUAGUGUUCAAACAGGUACUGGACUUCAUCUACACAGGUCAGCUGUCUACCUCUCACCAUGCUAGUGACCAGGGGGUGUCUGACCUCCUCAGAGCUGCGUCCUACCUGCAGCUGUCAGACUUAGCAGCUCUGUGUCGCAGGAAACUCUGCAAGUCCAGUGACUGGACAUCCUCCACCAUCAAAGGCCACCUCCAUCCAGGAUCUAUGGAGGUACAGCAGAGUCAUAAUCAGAUGCUCCACAGGGAGGAUCUGUCCGAGGAGGAGCUUUUUCAGGCACAACGUGUGUCUGUUAACUCAUCAGCAGCAGUCGGCCUCAAUGGAAGUGUAGAGACAGGCCUGAGGAUAAAGCUGACCAGGAAGAGUCCGACUGGAAGCCUGCAGCAGAGCUCCCCACACUCCAGCAGCAAUUCAUCAGAUGACGUACCUUUUAACGCCAUCUCAGCUUUCUGUAACCAAAGAUUAGAGCACAGCGAGCAGCGGCACCCAACCUCAGACUCCCAGCAAACGGCAGCACACAAGAGGCCCCGAUCCAGCAGCUGUUUGGAAGGAAGAGUGCAAACAAAGAGACAGGAAGUGGACAAUGGAGAGCUGGAGGACCAAGCCGAGGUCAGAGAGGGAGAUUUGGUCCUGAAGGACGAGCUGAGAGAGAGCGUGAGUGAGGAAGAGGAGGUUAAACCUGCCAGCUACAUCUACCACCAACCGCAGCCCGCGGUACAACCAGCUCUGUACGACACGUAUAUGUGCAUCCCCUGCGGGAGAGGCUUCCCAAGCUCCGAGCAGCUCAUCACUCAUGUAGCCUCACACACCACUGAGGAGCUGAGAAAGAAAGCUGAGGACACAGAGGAGCAUCAGGACACAAAAGAACCAAAAGCAGAUGUGACCCGGCCUCGUCACGCCUGCUCGGUUUGCAGUAGGAGCUACGCCGACGUGGCUUUGCUGACCCAGCACGAGAGGAGCCACUGGCCAACCAGGCCGUUCUCCUGCGACGUCUGCGGGAAGCUGUUCACGCAGAGGGGCACCAUGACGCGGCACAUGCGCAGCCACCUCGGGCUCAAGCCCUUCGCGUGCGAGGAGUGCGGCAUGCGCUUUACGCGGCAGUACCGCAAGAUGGAGCACAUGCGGAUUCACACGGGAGAGAAGCCUUACGAGUGUCAGCUCUGUGGCGUGAAGUUCACCCAGCAGCGGAGCAUCAUCAGCCAUCUAAAGAUACACACAGUGGUCUCAGUGUAGACGGCACCUCAUACACAAAUCACGAUCCAGUGAUAACUACAUGCUAUUUAUGUGCAUAUUUGUACUUGAUGAAUGAGUGUUUUUUCAAGGUUAAAAGACAGGACCAGUGUGUGGAAGUUAGUGACAUCUAGUGGUGUAGUUGCAGAUUACAAUCACCUCGCCCCACCCUCCCGUUCCAAGCGUGUAGAAGAACCUAAGGUGGCUGCGAAAAAGGACCUAUCUAGAGCCAAAAACAUGGCGGACUCCACCAGAAGAGGACGUGCUCCCUCUGUAGAUAAAAACGUCUCAUUCUGAGGUAACAAAAACACAAUAAUUCUUAUAUUCAGGUGAUUAAACACUAAUGAAAACAUACCUAUUAAUAUUAUAUUUCUGACAAUAGAUCCUUCUCAAUGUUCCACACUGGACCUUUAAGUUCUCCGCUCACGUUGUAUUUGAGCAUACGAUGAACCACUUAUAUUAUCAUUAUUUAAUGUUAUGAGAUUUUUUUUAAUAUGUUAAUAUAACAUAAUAGUUCAAACUUUAAAGACUUUAAGUGUGAAAAAGUAAAUUUUUUGUUCCGUUGGACGUUUUUAUUCGGUUAUAAGCAAAUGACACAUCACACUCUUUAUAAUAUAUUUGUCCAGUACCUCAGCUGGACUUUGUGUUUAGUACCAGUUAAUUAAAAUGUAAGCAUGGUAUCAUGCUAAACAAAGAUGGUGAGCAUAGUAAACAUUAUAUGGCUGUACACUCCCCUAAAUGAGUAACAGAAGUGUGAACUUAUUCACUGUGUGAUUGGUUGACUGUGUGUCAGAGAAUGUGAAAUAAAAUGUGAAUGAACAGAUAAGUUUCAUUAUGUCACAGAUUUCAUACAUUGAAUUAAAUAUUUGCUUAAGUAGAUUCAGUCUGGCAACAAACACCUUCUGCAUAUUAUUGUUUGUCUUCUUCCUUUGAUCAGGUAAUUCUGCAGCUUUAUUUGAGUCAGCACCACUUUUG